AUGUUGUACACGCAUUUACAGAACGGAUAUUGUAGUACGCCUAACCACAUCGGUGCUAGAAAAUUAGCAAUGACUAUUACUGUACGGCUGCUUCUGUUUUCCUCACUGUUUCUGCUACCAGUUUCUGUGUUUGCUCAAGGUAGCAUAGCAGUCGGUGCUUCUCUUACUGCAACGGCAGGCAACUCCUCACCAUGGUUUUCUCCAUCUGGUGAUUUUGCCUUUGGAUUUCUGCCAUUUGGAAACAAUGAUCUUUUCCUGCUCUCAAUAUGGUAUGCCAAAAUACCAGACAGAACCAUAGUUUGGUAUGCAAAUGGGGAUAAUAAGCCUGCGCUUGCACCUAAAGGAUCAACUGUGAACUUGGCUAACAGUGGACUAGAGCUUACAAGUCCUCAGGGUGAAGAGCUAUGGAAAUCCGAAACCAUUGUUGGUGUUGUUGCCAAUGGGGUCAUGAAUAAUACUGGCAACUUCGUUCUUCAAGAUGGCAAAUCAGGAAAUUUAUGGGAGACCUUCAACAAUCCUACAGAUACCUUGUUGCCUGGACAGAAAAUUGAAAGAAAUGGGAAGCUUUCAGCUCGAUAUUCGGAGACUGACUAUUCAAAGGGACGGUUCCAGCUGCUUCUGCAAGAAGAUGGGAAUCUUGUGCUCAGCACCAUAAACUUGCCAACAGAAUUUGCCAACGAACCUUACUAUGAAACCGACACUACCUCAGGGACUGUGGCAGGUAGUAAAGGUAAAGAAUUGGUUUUCAAUGUCUCAGGGUACUUGUAUGUUCUGAGAGAGAAUGGUGGAAAGUACAAUCUUGCAGGGGAAGAGUUAGUCUCAGCAAGGGACAACUAUAUUAGAGCAACUCUCAACUUUGAUGGGAUUUUUGCUCAAUAUUAUCACCCAAAGAAUUUCACUGGAAAUGUAAGCUGGACUCUUCUGUGGUCAGAGCCAGAUGAUAUUUGCCGAAGAGUUACAGAAGAUUCAGGUUUUGGUAUUUGUGGGUACAACAGUAUCUGCAAGCUCAACGCUGAUAAUAGGCCAACCUGUCAAUGCCCAAGAGGAUUCUCUUUACUUGAUCCAAAGGAACCAUUCGGGAGCUGCAAACCGGAUUUCAUACAAGGCUGUGAAGAAGAUGAGCUUACUACCACAAAAGAUCCAUAUGAUGUAAUCGUGAUGACAAAUAUUGAUUGGCCAAUCUCAGAUUAUGCGGAGUUCAGACCUUUUACUGCAGAAAAGUGCAAUGAAUCUUGCUUUCAAGAUUGUUUGUGUGCUGUUGCUGUUUUCAGGAAUGAAACCUGCUGGAAAAAGAAAUUACCUCUCUCAAAUGGGAGAGUGGAUGUCAGUCUUAAUUCAAAGGCUUUCUUCAAAGUCAGAAAGGAUAACACAACUCUACAAUUUUCUCCAAUGCCAAAUCCAGAUGAUAAGAAGAAGAAGAGCAGUAACACUUUGAUACCCGUGGAAUCCGUAAUUCUGGCUACCUCUAUCUUUGUUAGUUUUAUGUUUAGUGCUGUUGUUUGUCUGGGAUUUUUCUUCGUUUUCCGGAAGAAACAAGUAAGGUCUAUCAAAAAUAUUUUGGACUCAAAUUUGUAUUCUUUUAGUUACCGAGAGCUUCAAGAAGCUACAAAUGGAUUCACAGAAGAAUUAGGAAGGGGUGCGUUUGGAGUUGUUUACAAAGGGACAAUACAAAUUGGUUCUGGUGUCCAAGUGGCAGUGAAGAAGCUAAACUGUGUGAUACAAGAUGGUGAGAAGGAAUUCAAGACAGAACUGCGCGUAAUUGGUAAGACACAUCACAAGAAUCUAGUUUGCCUGGUUGGGUAUUGUGACGAAGGGCAACAUCGAUUGCUAGUAUACGAGUACUUAAGCAAUGGCACGUUAGCAAGCUUCCUUUUUGCUGAUACAAAACCCAGUUGGACGCAGCGAAUUGAAAUUGCUUGUGGAGUUGCCAAAGGACUUUUGUACUUGCAUGAAGAGUGCAGCACCCAAGUCAUCCAUUGUGAUAUAAAGCCUCAGAACAUACUGCUUGACGAUUAUUACAUUGCUCGGAUCUCUGAUUUUGGAUUGGCAAAGCUUUUGAUGAUGAAUCAGAGCCACACUCAUACUGCCAUUAGAGGAACAAAAGGGUAUGUUGCCCCUGAGUGGUUCAGGAACAUGCCAAUCACUGCCAAAGUUGAUGUGUAUAGCUUUGGUGUUGUGCUGCUUGAAAUCAUUUGCUGUAGGAGAAGCGUUGAUGUGGAAAACAGCUGUGAAGAGAGAGCAAUUUUAACAGAUUGGGUGUAUGAUUGCUACCGUGAAGGGAUAUUAGAUGCUGUUCUUGAUUAUGAAGUUGAGGCAUUGGAUGAUAGAAAGAAGCUUGUGAUGAUUGGUAUUUGGUGUAUUCAAGAAGACCCAUCUCUUAGACCAACUAUGAGGAAAGUUGUGCAGAUGCUUGAAGGCGUGGUGGAAGUACAUGUUCCUCCAUGUCCAUCUCCGUAUACCAGAACAGCCUGA
Molecule: messenger RNA, 2472 nt
Organism: Prunus armeniaca (apricot)
Lineage: Eukaryota; Viridiplantae; Streptophyta; Magnoliopsida; Rosales; Rosaceae
Source: the annotation of a GenBank genome assembly